AUGCAAAAAUAUGGACUUGAGUCCUUCGAGCUCUCCCAGGCAUACCUGUUCUUCUGGGACAAGUUUGAAAAAGCCAACUGGUUCCUCGAACAAAUCAUUGAUACCAGCCAAGAUGACAUUGAAAGUCGGGUUGUCCAGCAGCUGUUCGCUGAUCAAAUCAGCGAUGGUGGACAAAUGAGCAUGGUACAGGGCCUUGUUGCCAAAUACGGCUUGGUUCCCAAGGGCAUUUAUCCUGACAAUUGGAAUGCGAUGAACUCAGGUGUUCUGAACUCCAUAUUGAAAACAAAGCUACGUCAAAACGCGCUCACGCUGCGGAAGCUAUUGCGCGGAGAACUUGCUGUCGAGCCCCUCCCGGCGAUGGUUGAGGGAUAUAAGGCUAGAUUUCUGCAGGAAGUAUUGAUGAUCAUGACCCUACUCCUGGGGCCGCCCCCAAGUAGCACCGAGUCAUUCAUCUGGGAAUACAACGAUAAAAAUGGCGAGGCUCAUAGAUUGAGCACUUCGCCGAAAGCGUUUGCUCGCGAUAUCUACGGGUCAGCGAUCCACGUCAACUCGGAGACUUUGGGCGGGAUGAUUUCGCUUGUUCAUGAUCCGCGUCACAAGCCAAUGUCUCUCCUCACAGUCGACCGGCUGGGCAAUAUUGUGGGAGGCCGUAAAGUCGAAUAUGUCAACGUCGACAUGGAAACUCUCAAAUUUGCGUGUGUGAGGAUGAUUCAGGCUGGUAUGCCAAUCUUCUUUGGCUGCGACGUCGGUCAGUUCAGCGACAAGGAUCUAGGUGUUAUGGAUACAGAUCUUUUGACUAUCAAGUCGGUAUUAACACCAAUAUGCUGGGAAUGA
Cordyceps fumosorosea ARSEF 2679 is the source of this 834-nucleotide messenger RNA. Its product is annotated as peptidase C1B-like protein. The record is from RefSeq and is a predicted model, not a curated record. Gene Ontology annotation, biological process: proteolysis; response to toxic substance; L-homocysteine catabolic process. NCBI's taxonomy places the organism in Eukaryota, Fungi, Ascomycota, Sordariomycetes, Hypocreales, Cordycipitaceae. Gene Ontology annotation, molecular function: cysteine-type aminopeptidase activity. The transcript has a single exon. Gene Ontology annotation, cellular component: cytoplasm. The coding region runs from base 1 to 834 and encodes 277 amino acids.